UCCAAAGGACCUUGGAGUUUGUGGGGGACAGCCUGGAAAGUGUCAACCCAUUGCUAUGGUUUUCUGUUUUAAAGUUUUUGGACCUCUUUGAUGUGAAAGGGUACGGGAAGAUGGGGUAACAACCAAUGGGCCAUGUGAAAGUCACUGGGUCUGUUCCCAUCACUGAUCUUAAAACGGGAUGAGAAAAAGUGGGAGAAGGUUGAAGUUCUGAAAUCUGCUGCACUGGCACGGGGGGAUGCUGAAAUAGUUAACAGCUGUCUGCACACAGCUUAACCAAACAGCUUUUGGGUGCUGAAGGCAAAUAACCUUGAUGGAUGAGUUUUUCAAAAAAAGAUUCAUUCAAAGCUAGAUAUUUAUAGUAAAUUAUAAUAAUUUGCACAUCAAUACUAUGAAAUGACUCAAAAUUAAUCCUUUUACAUCAUUUUGCACUCCUAUCCUCUGUUCCUGUUCUGUGGCAACAAAUGGAGGCAAAAAAGCAUAUGAAUGAACUGUGCCCCGGAUGUCUACCAUAGCCUGUUCUUGAGAAGGCUGGAGGGUGCUUGCUAGAGAAUUUGAGGAUCUUGUAGUAGGUUGGAGGGGCUGCUGAAAUAAUCAGAUUAGUUUGGACCAGUUGCUUGAGGCCUUUGUGAGGAACAUAAGACAUAUAGAUAAGCACCUGAGCCUCAAGACAAACUUGUGGUGGAAGAGGAAAAGAGGGUGACAGAGAUAAAAGCAAGAGAUGGGCUAUGAAAUAGCAAGAUUUGUGUCUUCUGACAUUGAUAAAGACUUGAUUUGUUCAAUCUGCAUGUGUGUUUUAGAAAAUCCUGCUGAGACGCCGUGUGAGCACAGCUUUUGUGAGCGGUGCAUAAAGGAGUGGCUGAGAUUUCGUGGCCGCUGCCCCCUUGACCGUGUGCAUAUCAACGCAAAUCAGCUGUACCAGCCGAGCCGUAUGCUCAUCAACCAGCUGGGCAGGCUGGUAAUCUCCUGCGACUUCAAGUCGGAAGGCUGCGAUCAGACGAUGCCGCUCGAGGUGCUGGCCGCGCACCGGCUCAAGUGUCCGUGUAACCCACGGCCUAAUGACGCUCCGGAGCAGGCGGCCCGGCCGGCGCUGCCGCCCCGGCACGAUGCGGGCGCCUACGCCCAGCAGCAACAGCAGCAGGAGGAGGAAUCGGUGGACACGGGCGUGGCCGUCGGCCUAGUGGCGCUGGCCGGCAUCGUUGGCACCGUGGUGGCCGGCGUCAUGGGCUACCAGCGCGGCCGGUCCCGCGGCUCCGAGAACUGAGCUGGAGUUGGGGUCGCUGCCGGCGCCGGCCCCCGUCCCCGCCCCCGCCCCAGGCGACGGACGAUGGCGCCGGUCAGCUGGCGACCCCGCCUCACCGCGCGGGCGGCGAGGCCCCUGCGUGGGGCGUGAGUCAGGGGCUGUGGUGCGGCAUGGGUGGCGGGCGCUGCGCUCCGCUGAACGUUAGAGCCCGGCGGGUAAUGCGACUGGUUGCGCAGGUGACAGACGUCGCUCAUGACGGUCCCGUGGUGAGCGCCAGUGGCGGGUCUUGCGGCUGCUGACGGUCACAACUUGUAUCACGCAGCGUCACCAGCUGAACGCGAGGCGUUCUUAAGUCGGGCUAUCGUACUGAAGUGGGUUGUGAUAACGAUUGCUUUCCUUGUGCGCAGGCGAAGGCGCUGUUUUUAAUGGCGCAUGUGCGUGGACGGCGCGCGUCUUACUUUUUACAACAUAUCUAACUUGGCGGCCAAACCGCUCCUACUCCCGCGGUAGAUCGUGUGGGUAAAUGGGCGUUAUAAACCGUUGCAGUAUAUUUAUGGGUACAUGUCAAGUUGCAGAGGUGUCUGACGUGUAUGAUAGGGUCUCGGUCAGGCCCAACCAUGUCCCGACGUUGCCGGCGUGAUUAGGGCAGUGUUAACGUUGCUUUCUCUCCUGUUGGUGCCCAUGUGAUCGCUUGGACGGAGUGACCGGAAAAUACAUAUAUGGAACAG
Messenger RNA from Pollicipes pollicipes, 1968 nucleotides. RefSeq names its product E3 ubiquitin-protein ligase NRDP1. NCBI's taxonomy places the organism in Eukaryota, Metazoa, Arthropoda, Thecostraca, Pollicipedomorpha, Pollicipedidae. Gene Ontology annotation, biological process: regulation of canonical NF-kappaB signal transduction. Gene Ontology annotation, cellular component: plasma membrane signaling receptor complex. Bases 719 to 1261 code for a protein of 180 amino acids. The record is from RefSeq and is a predicted model, not a curated record. The transcript is spliced from 6 exons.